Molecule: messenger RNA, 3330 nt
Organism: Notolabrus celidotus (New Zealand spotty)
Lineage: Eukaryota; Metazoa; Chordata; Actinopteri; Labriformes; Labridae
Gene: lmbr1l
Product: limb development membrane protein 1-like
Exons: 17
Coding region: 206-1684 (492 amino acids)
Biological process (GO): signal transduction; receptor-mediated endocytosis
Molecular function (GO): transmembrane signaling receptor activity
Source: RefSeq, a predicted model, not a curated record
GACCCCUCCUUGUUCGUGGUUUAUCAGAGCUGCUGAGGGAGGCAGCAGGCGAGGUUUGCCGACUAACGCAGCUGGGAGUUGACCAUGUACGCUACCACGGCUGUCCUAAGAAAAUGCCCCGUGUUUUAAUAACUUUUUAACAAUUUCUCAGUCGUACCAGCACCAGCGCUUUUUAAGCCUGAGGAUACGGUGAUGGUAUUGGAGAAUGGAAACGGAGGACGUGUCGGUUAGAGAGCAACUUUUCCACAACCGUGUCAGGGAGACUAUAAUCUGUGUACUCCUGUUCACAUGCCUUUACAUGGUGUCCUACCUCAUACUUACCCACUUCAGGAAAGCUGCAGAGUUUGUCACAGAUGAUUCUGAAGAUGCGACUGUCAACAAAAUUGCGCUGUGGUUGUGCACGUUCACCCUGUCUGUUGCAGUGUGUGCCGUUCUCCUUCUCCCCAUCUCCAUUUUGUCCAACGAGGUUCUGCUUACCUUCCCACAGAGCUACUACAUGCAGUGGCUCAAUGGAUCUCUUAUCCAUGGAUUAUGGAACCUUGUUUUCCUUUUCUCCAAUUUGUCCUUGGUCUUCCUCAUGCCCUUUGCGUACUUCUUCACAGAGUCAGAAGGAUUUGCUGGAUCCAAAAAGGGGGUCAUGGCCCGAGUUUAUGAAGCAGUUGUGCUGCUUUUGCUUUUGGCUCUGCUUGUGCUGGGCAUUGUGUGGGUUGCAUCAGCCCUCCUCCAUGACAACGUAGCCAGGAAAAGCCUCUACGACCUGUGGGAGUAUUACCUUCCUUACCUGUACUCGGGCAUCUCUCUGUUUGGAGUGUUGAUGCUCUUGUUGUGCACUCCCUUUGGCUUGUCCCGGAUGUUCAGUGUAACAGGCAGCUUAUUGGUCAAACCCCGGCUGUUGGAAGAUGUCGAUGAAACUUUGAACUGUACUACAUUUGAGGAAGACGCCCUCUCCAGAAAACUAAACUGCAGCCGGACAUCGUGCUGGGUAAAGCUAAAUUUGGAGGCAAUGAAGAAAGAGUACCUAGCUGUACAGAGCAAGCGUAUUGCCCUCGAAACACGUAGGAAAGCAUCCGCUUGGCAGAGAAACUUGGGCUAUCCACUUGCUAUGCUGGUGCUUCUUGCACUGACGGUGAUGUGUGUGCUGAUGGUCUGCUUCAAUGUGUUGGAAUUGCUCCUGGAUGAGACAGCCAUGCCCAGAGGGAUGGAGGACCCUCACCUGGGGAUGGCCUCCUUCUCCAUGUUCGGCUCACUGGGCGCUGCAGUUCAAGUCGUCCUUAUUCUCUAUCUGAUGGUGUCCUCAGUGGUGGGCUUUUAUAGUUCUCCUCUCUUCACUGGCCUCCUGCCUCGUGCACAGGACACCAAUCUUACACAGAUGAUUGCAAACUGCGUUUCUCUGCUCAUCCUGAGCUCAGCACUGCCAGUCUUUUCACGCACACUCGGGAUCACUCGCUUCGAUCUACUGGGAGACUUUGGUCGGUAUAACUGGCUUGGGAACUUCUACAUUGUCUUCAUGUACAAUAUGCUAUUUGCUGGUCUCACCUCAGCCUCCCUGAUCAAGACAGUCACCUGGGCUGUACAGAGAGAGCUCAUCCGUGCCUUUGGUCUCCACAAACUGCCUUUAACUGUGUCACGCUCCACUGUCCCCUUCAGACUCCUCCUGGCCAGUGGACUGUCUAAAAUCCAGUGACUCCCUCUUUCACUGCCCAUCAUACAAUUAAGACACUAAGCCACUUCAAAUCUUGCACCUUUUGGAUUAAAGACAUUUGCAAUUCAGUCCCUCUGCCAGUUAAUACUUUAGACGGGUCUUGAGUGAGGAGACUGGAGAAGAUAAUAAGUGUCUGUGAUGUCCAAUGGAAGUUGCAGUUGAAGCUAUGACCAAUAUAUUGGGGUCAAACUGUGUGACUUAAUAUGGCUGUAUUGACAAGUGAUGGUACAAGCAUUUAGCUGAGUCAUGGUUUUAACUGGAUUAAGGGGAAAAGAGUAUUGAGUCACUUUGUCAGUCCUGCCAUAACAGACACUAACGAGCAAUCCACUGAUGAAAAGAGGAUCCAGUAAAGAGCCGUUGUUUUAUUGACACAUGUGGAAAGUCAGCAGAGUUAUUUUGAAAUAUGACAUUGUAACUGUGACAUAAUUUCCUCUUCCUGCUUCACAUUGGUCGAGUGCUCUCCCUCCCCCCCCCAUACUUUCCUCUCUUAGGUUGUAACACUAUUUUAGGAUUGGGAAUCUUACUUCCAUGUGGUCCGGCCUGCACCAGUGUUUUGUUAGUUGAUGAGAGGAAGCUGUAGGAGAAAAUAGGACAUGCAGAGGGCCCUGUAUAUCUAUGGCUCUAGAUUACACAGGGAAUAUGAGAGUGAGGUAAUAUUGUCAGUGUUGGAGCAUUUUUAUGACCCAAGUUUACUUGUUGAAUUAAGAGCAUUUUCUGUGGUGAUUUAUCAUUGAACAGGGUUUUUACUUUUUUAGAUGUCAGUAAGUGUAAUGAGUGAGGAUUACUCAUGAUUUACAAGAAGUCUUAAAAGAAAGCUUUACACUUUUUCUUAUGCAAGACUUUUGAAUGCCAUGUGACACUCAAAUCAGAGGAACUUCUGCCUUUGACCAAUCAAACUGUGAAUUAUUAAGAAUUUGUUUGGGAAAGUGCAAUAUUUUGUUAACAACAUUCCGCUUUUAACUACCAAAAGUAAUUUCAUUUUUUUGUAUGCUUUCUAUAACUUUUUGUGGUAAGUAUUUUUUCAUCUCUGCGUGAUGUUGACAUAAGAUGAAUGUUCAGAGUUGUUUCAGGAUAUAUUCAAUAAGCAAAUGUGACAAUCGGUCUAUGCAAUCCUUUCUGAUGUCAGUUUUUAUGCUUUGAGAACUUCAAUUCCAUGAUGUCAGCUGUAUCUCCAUUCUCUUCAAUGUGUUGGUGAUCCUGUGUCACCGUUUGCCUUUACUGCUGUAUCAGCAGGUUAUUAGCUGUAGGUUCGACCAGCAGGGUGCAGUGUCUCUUAAACCCAACAAAAUUGAGUGUGUUGUGCGAGUCCCUCUUUGAUCACUCAUUACUUUGUGUAAUGUAUACAUGGAGCACUCUGAGGUUUAUUCAUUUCACUUUUACUGGGAAGUUUCUUUCGUUUUUGGGUACACACAUUUUUAUGUACAGUUUGUAUUAUUAUUUAUAAGAUUGUUGGGAUCUGUACUUCACAUGUAAAGUCAUUACGCAUAAAAAUGUUGAACGUGAUACAGAUGAGUCAAAAAUAUCUUAAUAAUUGUUGUUUAUUGUUUACCUUUGAGAUGCUCUUAGCUGUUUUUAACCAUCAUCAUCAUCAUUAACAGAAAGCAAUAAAAACUGUCUUGUUUUUUUAA